UUUCGCCACAACGCUAUCGAACGGUAUAUCAUUCAUCAAAUACAACCAUUCAUCGACUUGAACAUCUCUUCCGCCCAUUCGACUCUUAUACCCUCACUGUUCGCACAGACCACACGACCAAUUCUCCCACUUACAGCAACCAUGGGUAGCCCUCCUAAGUACGAACAGAUACCCAGCGACGACGUCUACGAUCAUGUCGGCGACGUGGAAGCCGGUCUCACAAACUCGACCGCUGAGGGUGCAGACAGCGUCAUCUACACAUAUGCUCCGUUGUUCCCUCGCAAGGGAAAGACUGAGCAUGUUGUCGGUCUGAGGGGCAUGAACAGGCAGGAAACCAUCGCUAUGGUCCACCGCUACUUCCCAUCUUUGAUGGACCUCUCAACCGAUCGACUCGCUUUCGAAGUCCCCGUGCCUAGUGCCGCACCCGUCAUCGGUCAGAGGAUCAACAGCCCUCACGCCGUCCACGUCGAGGAAUGGGCCAAGGUCCAGGACGAGGCUUGGGCUGGGUUCGAGAGGAGUGCUCCGGCCAGGAUCAGGGUCGUUGUUGUCGACACCCCUAAGGAUAUCAGGCGACGAGAAUGCCGAACCGCCUUUGCUAUCAGCGCGGCCGUCUUCGGACCCAUCCUCUUCAUGUUCCUCUUCUUUGUCGCCAUGUUCGUCCUCGCCAGCUUCGACGACUAGACUCGAUUCUAGCUGUCAUUCAAGUCUGGGCGAACCGAGCGGCUCGAUCAUACGCCACGCCCAUCCACCCCACUCCUUUAUGAACUGUAACACCGAAAUCAGCAGCUGCACACGUAUACGCUCCCUUGUUUUCCACUUCUUGUAACCGGACCCAACCGACAUCCUUGUAGUCGCUACAUAUACACGCAGAGAUGACAUACAUAUACCCUUUG
Filobasidium floriforme is the source of this 893-nucleotide messenger RNA. RefSeq lists its product as uncharacterized. The record is from RefSeq and is a predicted model, not a curated record. The transcript is spliced from 3 exons. The coding region runs from base 142 to 681 and encodes 179 amino acids. Lineage: Eukaryota; Fungi; Basidiomycota; Tremellomycetes; Filobasidiales; Filobasidiaceae.